Marchantia polymorpha subsp. ruderalis is the source of this 2337-nucleotide messenger RNA. The record is from the annotation of a GenBank genome assembly. Lineage: Eukaryota; Viridiplantae; Streptophyta; Marchantiopsida; Marchantiales; Marchantiaceae.
AUCUCACUAUCUGUCACAAGUCUCAGAUCAACCGGCUCCAAACGCAGUUGGUGAUUUUACUCACAGCCCCCAAAUCCCCUACCCUAAGCUUCUUGCUCAAGACCAGCUCUCUGAAGCUGAAAGUCUAGGCUUGCACAUCACACGACUCAGUCAAGCAGUAACAAUCCAGACGAGAUCGUUAAACCCACGGAAAUCCGCCCAGUCAUCUGUAUCAAUGAUACAUAGUCCAGGAGAGUCUACCAUCAGAAGUACGAUGAUUCCCAGUACUAGUUGCCAGCCGUACUUCUCAUCCUCUUCAGUGUUACUGCGCAUGAUCUUUCAGGUUGCUGCUCUCUAAUCUAUGUUUGCCAGCGGUACCAUCAUGGCUCGCAUCAACGUAGGCCCGGUCUUGCCAAUCUGAACAACAGAGCAUCCCACGCCAUGGUCCACUCACUUGUCGUUGAGAAUGCUGAACACGAUUUGACCUCGCGGUUGACGCCCCCUAGAUUUCAGAGAUGGUCUCACCGAGUUAUGUGGAUAAGAAGGGGAAGAGUUCUGAAGGCCGCAAGCCUUCAUGCAGCGGUUCAGAAGCUGGAAUCAAGGCAUGUCAGUUAGCGAGCCCUCACACGCGUGUCGCUAGCAACAGAGGUGCCGAUUGAUCGGCCUCGUGCAGAAAACUGGAGAGCAGCGGAUGGAAUAGGCAGGAUUCGCCCAAUAGUAAUCAUUUCCUUCGGCAGAUGCAAAUAUUGGAUCAUGAGCAGAUCGUCUGGUGCAAAAACUAUUGUCAGAGCAGGUGUCGAGAAGAGGCAAACCGUUAAGAGAAAAAAAGUUGGAGAAAUUGUCGAACUUCCACUAUCGCUCGCCAUGCAUGCACGAUCUGCAGUUGAACAGUAUCCGGUCUUCAGCGUUCCAGAAUCUGAUGCCCACUUCUCGAGGGGAGCCUAUUUCGGCCACGAGCCACUUCCUAGUACGACAGCUCGAAACGGCGCAAGACCUCCGGAGUCGGAGUAUUGUCAUCCUCUUCUCGUCUACAGUUCUCCGACCAAUAUGACACUUGUCUUUUCACAUGGAAGGCCGAGAUAUGAGGAGCCUGCUGGUGAAGCUAUAAAACGUAUAGCUCAGAUCACUGACAACAUCGCCUCCUCAGUUUGAGUCAUCAGAAGAGAAGAAGCAGAAGCAGCAGAGCAGGAGAAGCAGAAACAGCAGAGCAGGAGAAUCAGAUUCUUCAGAAUAGCAGUGAUGGCUUCGAGCUUGACAGCAGUUUUGCUCCUUCUGCUUGCCUCUGCCGGAAUAGCAGGCGCUGCUCUAUCACGGGAAAGACAAUUUUUGGAUCCUCACAAUAAAGCUCGUAAGGCUGUCAAAGUCCCCAACUUGUCAUGGGACUCGAAUCUGGCCAAGUACGCGCAGAAUUGGGCCAACAAGCAAGCCCGUAACAACUGUCAGCUGAAGGUCUCUAAUGGCCCAUACGGUGAGAACCUGUACUGGUCAAGCUGGAGCAGCACUCCCUUGGAUGCUGUGAAGGCCUUUGUCAGCGAGAAGCAGUUCUACAACCACGCAUCGAACACCUGCAAAGCAAAGAAUUCGUGUCUGAAUUACACUCAGGUUGUCUGGAAGAAAACGACGAAGCUCGGUUGUGGAUCUUCCAGGUGUCCGAGGGGAGGAACUAUCACUGUGUGCAGCUACAAUCCUCGAGGGAAUUUCAUUGGCCAGAGGCCAUACUAGACCACGCUGAGUUCAAGGAAUGAACCAUAACAGGGCCAAGUCUGUUCCAUCGUGUUCGUUUUGGGCUGAUUUUUGGUGUUUCGGACAAUCUGUUGUCAAUUUUACGUACCUACUAAUUAAUUGACUGAACUAGUGAACGUAGUACUAGUGAAUAAACAUCACUCACUUUCUAGAAAUGUGCAGGCUACAUUAGCCCAGGUGUUAAAAUUCUACACAAUCGCCAGCUUUACCCAGCCAGGCAGCCGUCCUCCUUAUCGCGUUGCGCUGCAAAGUCGGAAUUUCUUUCUCUCUGCUGGGUUGAUUGGUGAUGUUAGCAACUCCAUUGUUUAAAGUGGAGAUUUGUCCUCGGUGUAAUAAACCCGACUGGCUUACAAAAGUUGUGUACUUUGAGACAGACUGUACUCUAAGAGUCUGGUGGAAAAUCAACUCGAUUAAGUAGCCAAGCAGGUUAUUUUCAGACAUUGCAGCAACAAAAUCUGCCUUCAAUUAAUUCCACGUGGGCCGCUCCUUCUAGCAAAUUGACUCAUUUCAUGGAAGUUCGAUUUAUUCUGUUUACCUUUUCGGUAAACAGAUCCACCCUUAGCUACAAAUCUCUUAUAUCUUCAGCAAAUUCUUGCAGAAAAAUCUUAAAAUACU